This is a messenger RNA of Closterium sp. NIES-65, 1875 nucleotides long. The record is from the annotation of a GenBank genome assembly. NCBI's taxonomy places the organism in Eukaryota, Viridiplantae, Streptophyta, Zygnematophyceae, Desmidiales, Closteriaceae.
AUGGGCGCGAGCACUUCGGCCAGCAUAAGACCGAAGGAGCUGUACGACGCAGUAGUCGCAUGCUACUCCUCCCCUACCACUGCUGCUAUAGGCCGCCUCUCACUGCCCUACCUCUUCCCCGACCUGUCUGCCUUUGCCACUGUAGCUGACCUCAUCACCCACCUCCGUACCAGUGACCUCCGCUACCGUGCCACACUCCCCCCCGAUUUCCUCGCCAAGAACCCCCCCCCCCCCCCGAUGUACCUCACACUGUACCACCUUGUCACCCGCCUCCCUGACUCCCUUCGCACUGUCAGGGACCAGUUUCUCGCCCUCUCCCCCACUGACCUCACUGUCGACCUCCUCGAGAAGGAACUCCUAGCAGCUGAGAAGAGCAUUGUAGCUGUAGGUGCCUCUCGUGGUGACCCCCGCACCCCCUUCUUUGAGGGGUGCUCCCCAUCCCCCCUCCUCCCCUCCAUUGCAUCUGCUGCUGCUGUCGACUACCUCGGAGCUGAGGGGGAUGGUGGAGGUGGAGGUGGGGGCGGCGGCGGUGGAGGGGGUGGGGUGGGCAGGGGUGGUGGCGGAGGUGGGAGUGGCGCGGGUGGUGGGGGGGUCGGUGGCGGCACGGGGGGUGGUGGCGGCGGCGGUGGUGGAGGUGGUGAAGGUGGUGGUGGCAGUGGUGGCGGCGGUGGAGCGGGUGGCGCUCGCGGUGGAGCGGUACAGCGUGGGGGGUUCGGCAGUGGCCAGAGGCAGCAGCAGCAGCGUCCCGGUGAGACUCCCUCGCCCCAGCAGCUCCGUGAGUGGUACUCUCAGCGUGGGGGGUCUGGGGGUGGGGGCACCCGCCUGUACGUCAUCCGCACAGGUGACCGCACUGGCCAGACCUGUGGGAGGUUUCGCACGGCACAGCGCUGUUUCUUUCGCCUCGACGACGCCUGGCGCGAGCAGUUUCCCGACGCCUCUGAGCUGCCCCGCGGGGCUGAUCGGCUUAAGAAGGGAAUUGAUAUCUUUGCUCUUGACUAUGAUGCUAUCCUUGCUGCUAUGUAUGCAUUGACUAUUAGUGUUGAGGGUGAUUGCUACCUGAGUGUACCGCCUGACCCGGGUAUUGGGACCAGUGAGGCUACAACUCUAGGUGCUAGCGCGUCUGCUCCUCCAGAUCCUGGUGAGGCUGCUGCCCUAGGUGCUACUGCGUCUACGUCUGCUGGUACCGCACCUACUAAGGCACUACACACCUUCACACUGGACUCAAGUGCUUCUCGCUGUUUCUUUCGCAACCGCACUGCCCUCGAGCAACUUCCUAGACCGGUUGCUGUCUCCCUAGCUGACCCCUCAAGGGGUCCGGUCCUUGUGACCUCCACCACUGCCCUCCCUUCUCCUGCUGUCGGGCCUCUACCUACCCCCGUUCUCAACGAACUUGCUCAGCUGUCGGCCCCCUGCUCGUGUCGCUCCCUGUCGCACAGGACUGUCCUCUGGCACCACCACCUUGGUCACCCGUCAGUGCAGCGCCUUCGCAGCAUGCACUCCAGGUACCUUGUCUCUGGUCUUCCCAGAGUUCUCCCUCCCCUGCCACCCUCGCCUGCUCCUCCCUGUCUUCCCUGUGUUGAGGGGCGGCAGCGCGCCGCUCCUCACUCCUCCUCGUUCCCACCCACAGAGGCUCCCCUGCAGACUCUCCACCUGGACGUGUGGGGCCCUGCCCGUGUCCAAGGACAGGGCCACAAGCGGUACUUUCUGCUGGUCGUCAACGACUAUACGCGCUACACCAUGGUCUUCCCCUUGCAUACCAAGGUGCAGUACGCUGCGCAUCAGCUCAACCUCUGGCCCCGUAUCUCCGUUCCGGACACCUCGCCCACCCUGAGUUGGACGGGGGAGGUUGGUGAUGCGUCGGUAUUCCGAGUCUAG